GACAAAUUUAAUUUAACCUCACUUUGUCUGUUUCUCAAUAGCUUCUUCGUAACUUUUUAUCCUUGCCCUACCUUGCCUGCAUUUAUUUUGAAAAUAAAGAAUGAACAGUCUAAAAACGUGUGAUAGUAAAAGUGUAAAAUUUUUUCAAAAAUUUGGUUUUAUAGGAGGAGGAAAUAUAGCAAAAGCAAUAUGUGAGGGAAUGGUUCGUAAAAAAUUAAUCUCAUUUUCACAAGUAUACGUGUCAAGCGCUACAACUUCAAGUUUGCAAUAUUGGAAGGAUAAAGGGGCCUUCACCACGACUGUUAAUGGGGAGAUUGCAGACGAAGCAGAUGUGAUAUUUUUAGCAGUAAAACCUCAUAUUUUGGCUGAAGCUGUUGCACAACUUCUACAAACAUACACACCCGCAAAAGCAACAAACAAAUUGUUCAUUUCUGUGUUAGCAGGCACAACUUUGGCUGCUAUUGAAAAUAUUUUACAAGAAGUGAAUGGUGCAAGAGUUAUGCGUGUGAUGCCGAAUACCCCUCUGCUUGUGGGUGAAGGCUGUUCUGUAUACUGCCCAGGCCAAUAUGCUACAGAGGAUGACAUAAAUUUGGUGAAGACCAUCUUCGAAGUCUCCGGUGUAUGUGAAUUAGUACCAGAAUCUUUAAUCAGUGCUGUUGGUGCUUUGGCAGGAAGUGGACCCGCAUUUAUAUACAUAAUUAUUGAGGCCUUGUCAGACGGCGGUGUAAAAUUAGGUAUCCCUCGUAAGACGUCGACAAUGUUUGCUGCUCAAACUGUACUUGGUGCUGCUAAGAUGGUGUUAGAAACAGGCAAACAUCCAGGUGUUUUAAAGGAAGAAGUUACAUCUCCCGGUGGAACUACAAUAGCUGGCAUUCAUGAAUUAGAAAAGGGAGGACUUCGAGCUACUUUAAUGGAUGCUUUGGAAGCCGCAGCAAAACGGUCUGCCGUUUUAGGUCAACAAAAACAUAAUUGAUUUCAUUUAUAGAGGUGAAAAUUUGGCAAUAAAUUCAUGGACUUGCGCUAGUGCUCGGAUUGAUAUUUCAAUUGUUGUUUUUGUUUAUGCAUUAAUAAAGAUACUGAUCUGCUUUAUACAAGCCACAUUAAAUUUA
Messenger RNA from Photinus pyralis (common eastern firefly), 1109 nucleotides. RefSeq names its product pyrroline-5-carboxylate reductase (gene P5cr). The transcript has 5 exons. The coding region runs from base 101 to 973 and encodes 290 amino acids. Gene Ontology annotation, biological process: L-proline biosynthetic process. Gene Ontology annotation, molecular function: pyrroline-5-carboxylate reductase activity. NCBI's taxonomy places the organism in Eukaryota, Metazoa, Arthropoda, Insecta, Coleoptera, Lampyridae. The record is from RefSeq and is a predicted model, not a curated record.